This is a messenger RNA of Helicoverpa zea (corn earworm), 3982 nucleotides long. RefSeq names its product polycomb protein suz12-B (gene Su(z)12). Gene Ontology annotation, cellular component: nucleus; ESC/E(Z) complex. Bases 92 to 2245 code for a protein of 717 amino acids. The record is from RefSeq and is a predicted model, not a curated record. The transcript is spliced from 9 exons. Gene Ontology annotation, molecular function: chromatin DNA binding. NCBI's taxonomy places the organism in Eukaryota, Metazoa, Arthropoda, Insecta, Lepidoptera, Noctuidae.
UCUAUAUGGUAUCCCCAUAACCUGACGCUGUCAAGUCAACGAACCGAUGAACUUGGCGGUUUCACUAUUAGUUUAGAUAAAAACCCAAAAAAUGCCUCCCAAGAAGCGAGAUAAAGACAAUGAAGCUAGUAAAAACUCCAAAAUUGAUCACUUACAAGCCGACCAUGAGUUGUUUUUACAAGCAUUCGAAAAGCCCACCCAAAUAUACAGAUUUCUACGGACUCGCAAUAUGCUUUCGCCUAUAUUCCUGAAUAGAACAUUGUCGUAUAUGAAGAGGCGGAUGUCGCGGAGUAAUAAAAGCCGUAUAGGUUUUAAAGUGGAUAGUUUGUUAGAUAAAAUCACAUUGAAGAAGAGUACAGAGCUACAGCCAAAUAGUUUGGGAGGUUACAUGACUCUCACCUUCCUAGGAUUCUAUGAUAAGAGCCUGGACGAGCCCAGAGACUACCAGGUCAAAGUGGAAACACUGCUGCUUAAAAUAUGCCAUAAGAAGAGGAAAGAAAGCUCCUCAGCUAUAGUUGAAGUAUCUGUUGGUAGCUGCUCCGUACCUCUAAACCCCUCAACAUCAGAACCGCCCGCAAUGGCAUCAGCCGUCAGCAUCUCCAGUGAGACAUUUAGCCCAUCGCAAGGCCCCAACGUAAAGUCCUACAUGCUCAUGUUACGAGUAACAGUCACCAGGGCUUCGGGAUCUAGUACUUCUAACGGUGCGGCUAGUUCUAGUGAAAUUACAAACGGUGACUGUGAUGAACCAGUAACCAAACGUCUGAAAUCAUCAUCGGAUCUCAACUCGUCUAGUGACGGGAAAUGGACAAAGUUCUACGGUAGUGAGCUAAUAGUUUAUGACAAACACAACAGAUGUCUCCUUACUAAUGGAGAGUACGACCUCGUGUUGCACGACGCGUCGCCGGCAGGCCGGAGUGGGACCAUCGCGAGAUCACCACAUAAAGCCCUCAUGGCACAAUGGGAAACUAUACCUAAUGAAAAUGAUCUUCAAACCGAGGGGAAUCCAUUUGACAUAUUCAAAGUGAGGCCCCUUCUCAAACUGAAGCUUAGCUGGAGCCAGGAGCCGACCAAUGGACUUGUGAACCGACCCAAGUUGUACCAGCAGACCAGUGAGAACGGCAAGAAGGAUUCAUGCUCCAGCAAGGAUCGGCAGGCAGCUUCCAAAUCUAGUAAUAAUGAUAUUAAAAAUGGAGACAAAUCCAAACUGGAUGGUACGGACGGAGAAUCAAAGCGUCAGCAGAUAAUCUACCAGUUCUUGUACAACAAUAACUCGCGACAACAGACGGAGGCCUGUGACGACCUGCACUGUCCGUGGUGCUCGCUCGACUGCGGGACGUUGUACUCCUUGCUCAAACACCUCAAGCUGUGUCAUUCUAGAUUCAACUUUACGUAUUUUCCAAUCCCCGGCGGCGCUCGCAUCGACGUAUCAAUAAACGAGUUAUACGAUGGAUCGUACACGGGGUCCCCGCACGACCUGAUCGCGGCACAGGGCCGGGGCGGGGGCCCGGCGGCCACGGCACCGGGCGGGGGGCCCGCGGGCCCACGGGCGGGGCCCACACGUCGCACGGAGCUCACACACGUGUUGGUGUGGCGAGCGCGGCCUAGACGUCGCCCCAUCAGACAUUCCCUGGCAGAGUUCUUGGAACUUGAUGAUGCAGAUAUUGUUGAUGCUCAGCGGCCGUAUCUUACGGGGCAUAACAGAUUAUACCACCACACGAUCACAUGCCUCCCCGUAUAUCCAAACGAGUUAGACAUCGACUCAGAAAGCGAGACAGACCCGCUGUGGCUGCAACAGAAGACCAUGAUGAUGAUAGACGAGUUCACAGAUGUAAACGAGGGAGAGAAAGAACUCAUGAAGAUGUGGAACCUACACGUCAUGAAGUACAACUACGUAGGCGACUGUCAGAUACCCAUCGCCUGUCAGAUGUUCCUACAGAUGCGGGGAAAGGAGUUACUAGAGAAGAAUUUGUAUAGGAAUUUUGUGUUGCACAUGUGUUCGUUGCACGACUUUGGGUUGUUGAGUCCUGUGGCGUUGUACCAGACGGUGCAGCUGUUGAAUCAGAUGUUAGCGGACAAUGGUGAGGCGAAGGAGAAGAUGCGCGAGUCGCUGCGGGCGGCGCGCGAGCAGUGGCGCCUCACGCGGCGCGACGAGCCGCGCGGGGACGCCACGCCGCGCCGCAAGCCGCCGCGGCAGGCGCCCGGCCGCAAGCGGGCCUCGCUCUCCGAUAGAAACACUUCUGUGUAACUCAUACUGUGUUCACUUUACUCUUUAAACCAGUUGCACACGUGUUGUGUACGGAAUCUAUAAUUCGCGUAUCUAAAUACAACAGUGACUCAGAAAAUCGCGCAAGUCGCCGCCAUUUUGGCGACAAAUUACGAAUACGAUGCAUACCGUGUGUGAUUGGCCUUAUUUAUUAUUAGUGCAGACGCUACAGGGAAUUGAGUGUGCAGAAUAUAGGCAUGUUUAACUUUUUCUUUACAAAAAAAUCAUUUCCAUUCCGGCAACAUUCAGAAUCAUGCGUGCUUUUCCCAGAUCAAAACCAUACACAGCGGUCGUUAUAUUUUGCAAACCCAGUUCCCUAACUCUUGUACUAAAUAGACUGGAGUCUAUCCGGCCGCCAACAGUACAACCUCGCUGCGUUUCAACGCAAGAGACCUGGCGAGCUCGAACUCUUACUGCAGGUUUCAAUAGCCUAUCGUUAAUUUCCUAACUAGAGAUUGGAUUUUGACAUUAGUCCCAUACAACCAUUAUCAAAUUCAUAUUCCUAGUAAGGAAAUCCAUGGAUAGGCUAUUGAAAUCCGCCGUCAGUCUAUACGAAUCGGUAGAACAAAUUUUCUCUUUCACGUUUUAUGCAUAAUUUUUAAUUGACGUGGCGCCAUAUCAUUGAAAAGCGUCGUUUUAAUAACAAAAAUUAUCUCUUGUGAUUAGGUGAUUAGUUUCGUUACUGCCCAGUUAUGGUGUUUUAGUUAUAUAAGUGUCCAUUUAAUGGAUGUUAGUUAAGUUCUAAAUUAUGACGUAUGAUAGUUCCCUCUUGUUCUGAUGUUGAUCUCGCGGCCCCAAGCUCCCUGACGCAGCACAUUGGCACUCGACACUACUCUCCCUUAGACUGAAUACACGCUAUGAAAACCUUGCCACAGUAUUUUAGUUCAUAUAACGUUAUAAUUAAUAAAUUAUAGUCGAUUGAAUUUUGUCAUAGAGUAUUAUGUAAUGUAAACUCGAGAAAAUAUCAAAUUAGCUUCACUAGAUUUUGGGUUAUUAAUAGCAUAGCAUUUUUAUAGCACUAAACCAAAUCCUACUUAAUUUACUAUUCCGAAAUGUUCCAGUAUUGGUUUCCAAUAAAAUAAGAUAAUGCGCAACAAUAUGAAACUGAUUCUAAUUUGAAGCAGUGCCUUGCUCUUCAAAUAGUGUUUAGACCUAUUAUACACACAAACAGUAAAAUGUAAGCCUAACAGGAUAAUCAUUAGCAGACUGAUCGACAAAUAUACAAAAUCACAAUAAUUUGUUGACAAUCACUAGCUUAAUUAUUUAAUUAGGAUAAAAUUUUAAUUGGAAUACGAAACAAUGACGAAAUGGAAGAAUAUUGUGCAAAGUGUUUGUUUUGGCAUGAAUUUCUAAAGAAGACUGCAGGGUUGCAAUGCCUUACUCGUCUCAAUUUACUCUACUGACGCGAUUCUCACAUGAAUGAUCUUAGGUAUAUUGUCAUCAAAGUGUUCACAACUAUAAUUAAGUAAAAUCAAUUUAUCGUUCGCAUUCAACUCAUGAUGUUCAUCAUAAUAUUUCCGUACUAGACUGCUAAACCUAGUAAUAAUGAUAUACAACUCAAUAUUUCUUACAUUUAAUAGUUAUGUUAAUAUAAUUCCAUUUUGCAGUGCUGACUUGAACGACACAUAUUUUGUUAUUUUUAUAUUGUUCCAUUUUAAGUAUGUAUAUGUUCAGUAAAUAGUACUUAUGAUGAAAUGAAUUAUAAUAAUUAUUUUCAAA